This is a messenger RNA of Klebsormidium nitens, 1983 nucleotides long. NCBI's taxonomy places the organism in Eukaryota, Viridiplantae, Streptophyta, Klebsormidiophyceae, Klebsormidiales, Klebsormidiaceae. The record is from the annotation of a GenBank genome assembly.
AUGAAGGUCUGCUGGGCUUCUGACGUCAAAUCGGGGCGCCAGCUGUGCACUGCCGGGCUCUGGUUGUUGCUCCUCAGUUUGCUGAGCAAUGCUGACAUCAGCGAGGCCCGGCUGCGAGGAUGGAGAUCCGACUUUGAUUCCAGUGGGACUGGUCGCCACCUUCUGGAGGGGGAGCCUGCCCCGACUUCCGCGGGCAAUCCCGGUUGCUCUAGCGGCUUAGUCGGGUGGGUCAACUGCGGCGCCGCGCUUGACACCACCAGCCAGGUCUGCAUCAACGGGUACACCUGCCGCAUGGGCCAGCAGCUCUGCAGUGCCACGUGUUACGAUCCCACGACGUCGAGCUGCGUGAGGGGAUCCCUCAGCGCGACCGUUGGCGCCGAUGACGGCACCGAGACCAAGAACUGCACGCUGCCGAUACCAUACACAGGUCCCGUGGCUUGCGCUGGCGACGGCUGCCCAAUCGAAACCGGCGCCCCCCUCGCGCCGCAGCCCGCGCCCGUGACGUCAGCGACCGCGGCUCCCGUGACGUCAGCGUCCACAGCAGCGGAACCCCCGGUCACGAGCGCUCCGAAGUUCGGCGGCAACCCGGGGUGCCCGGACGGCUUGGUCGGGUGGGCCAACUGCGGGGCCGCGAUUGACACCACCAGCAGCGUCUGCAUCAACGGGAAGACUUGCCUCCUGGGCCAGCAGCUGUGCACUGCCACGUGUUACGAUCCCGCGACGGCGAGCUGCCUGGGGGGUUCCCUCUCCGCUACCGUGGGCGCCGACGACGGAACGGAGACGUUGAACUGCACGACGCCCGCCGUGAACACGGGACCGGUCGCCUGCUCGUACGACGCCUGCUUCACUGAGACCCCGCCUACGCCGCCGGGGGCCGGAGUCGCGGCCGCGGCCGCAAACCCUGCGGCCCCGGGCACUACUUCCACGUCACCCACCUCUUCAACUCCCGCCACGAAAGACGGCGGCGGAGGCACGAACGUGGCCGCAAUCAUUGGCGGCGCUGUCGGCGGCGCGGUCGGCCUGGCGGUGCUCGCGGGACUCGCGCUCUUCGCGCUCGCGCGGCGCCGCGAGGCGAAGAAGCCGCUCGAGUUCCAGUCCAUGAAAAAGGAGGUCGCCUUCCAGGACAUGCCCGAGCCCCAGCGCGAGAUCCCGGCGUAAGAAGAGCGCGCGGGGGAUGCGUUUCUGGUUCAAGUGUUUUGUCAUUCGGAUAUCUAAGUUGUUGUGUUUGUGGACGAUCCGCGAAUGGAUGAGGGCAACCGGUCGCAUUUGGCUUUGCAAACAUACAGUGGGUCAAAUCAGCGUAGAAAAAGAAGACCAGAAAACAAAAUCGUGGGCAUAGCUGAGUCAUCAGGCCUCAGAGUGUGGAAAAUGCAGUGGGCCGCAGCCUCCUCGUCCCAAGACGCCGCUCAUCGCAGCCAGCAAUCUACAUUUUGAUUUAGGGUCACACUUCGAUCUAAAUAGGCAGUAAGGACCGGUGCGAACUUCAGAGUUGGCGUGCUCGGAACAAGCGAAAUCAACAGAUAUGAGUCGGCUCACUGCGCCUCCUUCAAGAAGCAAUGAGCAUGGUGGCAAUCCUCAAGGGCCUGUACUACAGAAUAUGGCGGCGAAUGCCAGGUAGUGAGUAUCGCGGCCGCGCUCGUGGCCGCGAAUGGUACAUGCGCGCGCGGCCGCGCCGCCAGAAGCGCGCUGCCUGGGCGACCAGUACGUAUCAGUUGCAUGAAAUCGAGAGGAGGCCAGCCAACCUGUACAUACGUUGGAUCCACAAGUGACAAGAACUAGAGACUCUGCAACAAACAACUCUGCCGGCUACAUGUGGUUCAGGGUGUAUCUCCUCGAACCAGACGGUGUCUCGGAACAAGAAUAUACUCGGCUCUGAGACGUAGACACAUAAUUGUUUUUGAGACACCGGGCCGUCUGAAUCGAAGUGAUACAGAAACCCGUUCAAAAUCUUCACUAAGAAAUCUUGUAUAUCUUGAGGCCGUC